UGUAUCGUCUGUCGCCAAACCCGCCCAAGUUCGAAAAAAAUAAAAUAAACAUGUCUGGGAGAAGAGCACUUUGCAAAGAUUCAAACGUGACAUAUGAAGUCACCGUCAACGAUGGAGUUUAUGCUGACUCGACCAUCAUUAAGGACAACUCUAAACAAGGGAAGUUCGUAGAAGACGACGAUAGCGACCCACCGGUCGUCUUUUUCUGCGGGAGUUGCAAGUUGCCCGUCGGUGACUCGUUGUCUUGGGCUGGGAGUGAGGACGAAAAAAAUCAAAUACUGCUGAACCGUGUCAGUGACAAUGUUUUGGUUGGCAAAGAAACUCACUUCUCUGGUACCUGUAAGAAGGAUCUAGGCUGCCUGAAAGUCCACCUGACCUGUCGUGGCUGCAGCUCUCUGCUUGGCAUGGUCUACAUCUCUACACCCAGGAAACUGGACCACAUCAGGUCUCUGUUCUACCUCAAUGUGACUGCCAUAGAGAGCUAUGUCCUGGGGUCUUCCAGUCAGCAGGUGGCAGCAGUGAGCCCCAAGCAGCAGCCGGUCACUCUGGAGUACAGACAGGCUGUAGAGCGACAACUGGAUGAGUCGUGUGAUUCGCCAAAAUGA
Molecule: messenger RNA, 605 nt
Organism: Oncorhynchus gorbuscha (pink salmon)
Lineage: Eukaryota; Metazoa; Chordata; Actinopteri; Salmoniformes; Salmonidae
Product: protein Mis18-alpha-like
Exons: 5
Coding region: 51-605 (184 amino acids)
Biological process (GO): CENP-A containing chromatin assembly; chromosome segregation
Cellular component (GO): chromatin; chromosome, centromeric region; nucleus
Source: RefSeq, a predicted model, not a curated record